AGGGGUAGAAAAUCAGCGGUGGGGAGGCCGAAAGCAUUGAAGCAACUGAGGACCUCUUUUCUCAGUUCGACAAUAUAUACAAUGGCGAAGUGAAGACGUUAGGAUAUUAGUUGAUUGAAAUACAAAGAUGUGUAGAUAUAUUCAGUUGUGUGUAUUCAAAUUAAUAACACCUUGACACAACCGUCAGUAUGCUACUAAAAAAUAUUAAAAUUAGUAAAUUUAAUAAUAAUGUGAUAUAAAGUGCUGCAGGCUGGCUAAGAGGAUGGAGACAUUGCUCUACAUGGUACUGUGAUUAGUUGUAAAUUAUCAUCGUUAGUAUCAUCAUAAUUACAAUGGCUUACUAUGAAAUGUACAAUAAUAGUUCACCUCCAUCCUUUUCAAAAAUCGAGCCAGCUUAUUGGAAUUAUACUGACCAUGUCAUCCUUGAAGAUCUUAAGAUAGACAGCAACUUCAUUUGGUUGCUUUGUUCAUUGGUAUCUGCUAUAUCUUGGAUUAUUUAUAUUACAUAUUAUAACAGUAGAGUUAUAGGAUAUAUUAUAACGAGACUGUUGAAUCGAUUUGUUGUAAGAGAUGGAUAUGUGAAAGUUGGAUCGUUUACGCUUUGUGCUUUAAGUGGUAAAAUAAUGUUUAGAGACAUAGUUUAUAUUACAACGGAUUAUAGUGUAAGGGUUCAAGAUGGAUGGGUAAUAUUUAGAUGGUGGAGAAGUUAUGUUCCUAAAGAUGUAUCUGAAGAUCUUUCACAUUCCGAUACACGUCUAUCUGUGUUAUUAAAUGGGUUCGAACUUCAUGUAUAUAAUCGCUGUCAACUAUAUGCUCGGUUAGAAAAAACAUUCGGCCUAUCAUCACAAAUGUUUCCUAAUGAUAAGGAAAAUCACACAUUUAAUAUUAAUGAAAGAGAUGAUAGUGGAUCUGCAAUGAGUAAUUCAGCAGCUAAUGAAUCAAGACAGCAAAUAAAUGCGAUGGACGUAUCACGGCAUAUGGAAAAUAUAAGAAAACAAGAAGCACAUGUGUUAGCAAGAACUUGGAGAGAUUUAAUUCCUGUUAUAAAAUUAGACAUUUGUUGUGGAAGAUUGGUCUUUGGUAAUCGUUUAGUACCUACGACACUUUCAAUCGUUGUUGAAGAAGCUCAUUUUGUAUAUUCAACAAAACCAGCAGCAUCUAGGCAUGAUCAUUUUAUGCAUUUCACCAAGUGUAAAGCAGAGAAUUUUAAGGUAAUUCUGGCACCAAGUCCCAAAUAUACUGGCAUGAUUGAUGAUCCACCGAGAUAUAUGGGAGAAGGAUUUGUGGUGUUAAGUUCAAAUAAUAUUGAGUUUUAUUACUAUAUGGAUGAGCCAGGAGUUGUUCCUGAACAUCCAGAAAUGAUUAGAUUAGCAAAUGGAGACAUGGUAGAAGCAAUGCCACCAAUUUGGGGAAUUGAUGUAAAAUGUGGCAAAGGUACAGAUUUUAGUUAUGGACCUUGGGCUGAUAGACAACGAGAGCAUUUGUUUAAAUUUUUUUUUCCUAAUGAUUAUCAACAACUGAAAGUUACUAAAUCACCAAAACCUGGUGAAAAAAGACAAGUGCAAUCAUUUGAUCUCCGUCUUUCCACUUUAAAUGAAGCUACUAUUGAUAUUCUCUUUAGUAAAAAUCGUGAAACUAAUGCUGUUCAUAUAAAUGUAGGAGCGGGGUCAUAUUUAGAAAUAACAAUGCCAUGGAUUGUUCUUCAAGACGGAUUCACGACAAAAAUAACUGGACAGUUAUUACAUCUUGAAGCAACGACUAGUUUACAAUAUCGAAGUUUAGUUGAAAGUGAAACAUUAGAAUUCGGAGUUAAAUGUCAUUAUCCAUUAAGAUGGAAUGAUUAUCAAGAAUGGACGUUGAAUUUGACUGGUUGUAAAGCCACUGCAAAUCUUGUUUAUGCACAUAAAGAAUUUUUCCAAGACAUGAUCAAUGAUUGGGCCAGUAAAUCACGACCAGACAUUCUUCAUUUUAUUCCUUAUACUUGGAAAUUUAGUCUUCUAUUGAAAGAAUUCGAAUUAAUUACUAUUUGCAACGAAUAUAACUGGAUUGAUUGCUCAUCACAAAACCAAGAAAAUGCCCAUAUUGCAUUUUGCGGUGAAAUAUUUGAUCUCUCUUUUGAUCUACCAUUUACUGAAUUUUUACCAGUAACUGUACCUUUACGAUUUUGGAUUCAAGGUGAAAGUGUAGAUCUUUCUUUUUUCCUUCCUGAAGUGAAUACAAAUCGUAUAAUUCUUUUAGCAAUAGAAAAAAAUGCAAAAAUAAUCACUCGAGAUGGUUCGUGUAAACAUUUAGCAGAUUUAACCAGACAGAAAAAAUGGAGAAACAUCUGUCAAAAAAGUCUAGGCUGGAUGGACUGUUGGUCUGUUCCUAUUGUAGCUUUAAGUAUUAAUUAUACUUAUCAUCCAUGUCCACCUUUAGGUCCUACACCUCAAGCAAAUAUAACGACCCCAGAGAAAGAAGAAAUUCUUCUUUCUCCAAUGAGAAUACCAAGAUGUAGAAAAUCUCCAGGACUUCAAUGGACUCAAGAUGGAAAUGUGAGACGAUUCGAUGUACAGUCUAUUUCACCUGAUAAAGUGAGCCUUGAACUUGAAAUAGGUUCUUCUAUUCUCAUACUUUAUGGAUCUCUUAUGAAAAGUUUUUUAAAUUUAAAAGAAAAUAUUUUUGGAAGUUAUCAAUCAUUUACGGAUAUGCAACAAAGUCGAUCUACAGUCUGUAAUAACUCGGAUAGUAGAAGUAAAGAUAUGCAAAAUAGUAGUGUAGAAGCCUCUGUUGUUGAAGAUGACGACAACAGGUCUAAGACAUUUGAUCCUCGGUACUAUCGACCUAUUGAAGUUACUGUGGGCAUAACAAUACAUGAUAUUCAAGCACAUUUGGUUAAAAACUGCAACGAAGAUGAUCCACCUUGUCCAGUGAUUAUUUUAGAACGCUUUGGAUUUGAAAUGAGAAAGGCAUUUAAAGAGACAGAAUUACAAUUGCUUCUUUCACCAGCAAUAAUGCUCCUUACAGAUAAUGUUUCAAGAAUGUCAAGUAAAGAGCGACAUUUAAGUCAAGGCCACUUGAUGUUGAGUGCCCUUCAAGUUCGUGGUCAUGCCAUGUUCAGUAACGAAGGAAGAAGUCUUGAUCAAGAAACUUUAGAAUAUGCUUGGUUAAUUGAAGUUCAAUUAGGAAAAUUAAGUGGAAAAAUUACAUCGCCGCAGCUUUAUCAUUUGGUGACUUCAUUAGAAACAUUUUUAUUGACAGUAAAGGAUACAGAGAAUUUGUUAAGACCACCAGGACUGCCACAUCAUUGUCAUCAUGGUCUACCACCUCUUCAAUGUCCAGAUAGUGAUCCAGAUAAUCAUUACAGAUGUCCAACAUCAGAAGAUAUCAAGUAUAGAAUGACUAGAGUAGCUAUUGAUGUAAUAGACCUGUAUAUUCAAGAAGCUGGUACUGCGACACAAUUAUGGAUUUCACCUAUUCGCGUGUCUACAUGUAAUUUACAUGGCCAACAAGUUAAAUCUGGGAUUACUGGAGUAAUGCCGACAAUUUUGAUCAGACAAUUUGUUUCUGCUGCCAGUUAUUUUGCUAACACAACUAGUAAUACAAAUACAACAGGUAGUGGGAGGUCUCAUACUAAUAGCAAUAAAGUAUCAUCAGGUGAUGGAUCUGAUAUGUGGCUUGAAGUUGGUUCAAUAUCUAUGGGCCCUGUAAUUAUUGAAGCUGCCAUUUCAUUACCAAAACCAGAACAUAAUUUACAUAUAGUUCAAAAUAAAUAUCUUAAAACACAUGACGAAGCUACAAAAAGGCUUUGGUUUCUUUGGCCUCAAGAUAACAGCAUAAAACCCAAUAAAUGUGGAUGUAUUGGUGGAUGUGCUUUCUUUGGCAACAAUAGAAAUGGUCCCAGAUUUUUCAAACCAAGUUAUUAUGAUCUCCAAGAUGGUAUAAACAUUGCAGCUUACCGAAUCAACACUUCUGGUAAAGAAAAAGGUUUUGGUCAGUCUAUCUUACAUGAUGGUCAAUUAGUAUUUCAUACUCCUCCAUAUAGUCUUCAGGAUGUAUCUUUGCAAGAUGUUACUUACCCAUUAUCAUCAGGAUUAAGAUUAGUUGUAGUGCCAGAUGGUCAUCCUCAAGCAGAAAAAACGAAAUCAGGAGUUGAUGAAGAUGAAAGUACAAAAGUCAGUACGACAUCUAAAAGUCCAGCCAGUGAUAAAAAGCUACCACCACUUGGAAGACGGUUUUCUUAUACUUCAAUUCGUGGAUCGAAUUUAAAAGAUAUUCCUUAUUCUCGUUUAGUGGAUGCCAGUCCAGUACAGUUACCACAAAAAUUGGAUUCCGAUUCAAAAUUAAAUAGUGAACGAAGCAGGUCCAUACUCUGCGUUCCGGAAAACACACCAAAGAGUAGCGCUUCAGAUUCUAAACUUGCAGUAGAUUAUUUUAAUACUCCUGAAACGGAUGUUUUACAACAAAGCAGUCCUCAAUCAUUACCUGUAGUAACUGCAAAUUCUGAUCCACGCUCAUCAAAAAUGCCUACUUCAGCAAGAAGUGCUGAUGGUGUCAAUAUUUCUGAUUCUUAUCAUUCAUCAUUAUAUGGAGAUGAAAGAUCUGAUUCUGAUGAAAGAUUAAAACAAGAGGUUCAAAGAACAAUAUCUAUGUCAUCAGAAAACCACUCAGAAGCAUUUUAUUCUGCUGAUGAAGAUCCUGGUCAUUAUGGAUCUGGUGGCAGUAGAACAUCUAGUUUAAGACAGUCUAUUGUAAGCACUGGCUAUCCUACACUCAUUCGUAAUGAUAGUAUGAAGAAAAAAUAUUCUUCAGAUUUAUCGAUUGUUGAAAGUACUGUUAGUGUCACAGGUGUAGGAGAAAAGGCACAUACUUUAGAGAGAGCUAAGCCUCAAAGAGAAUGCUUGCAAAAUCCUCGAGUGAUUCAAAGUCAUUUUCAAGAGUCUGAAAAAGAUCCAUCAACUCCACCUCUUCCACCUUCACCUCCAGCAGAAAAAAAUUUAUUACGUGACUCUUCUGGUAGUUCGGUCUCGUCAACUAGUUUCAUUUCUGCAGUGUCAUCACAGGAAGAUAUGACACUUGUUAAUCUUCACAUGCAAGUUAAUAAACCGAUUGUAGAUUCGCCACUACUCAUGUCAAAUUAUGUCAAUCACUUGACACAAGUCAGAUGUCCUAAUUGGAGUCAGUCAUCACUUUCAUCUGCUAGCGAUGCAUUUACUACUCCCAUGUUCAGGAGAACUGAAGAUGAAAGAUUGGUUUAUAUUGGUGGGCGAUUUACUCCAAAAUUCGAUGUCAUUACAGAAGGAUUUACAUCACUCAAAAUGGUCACACGCAACGAUAAUUCUCCAGUAAUUAAUUCAUCUAAUAACAAAACACCAACGCAUCCUUAUGUAUGGGAUAGUUCAGCUUUAAUUCAGUCAAAAGAAGAAGAUGAUGGUAAUGUGCUUGGUGAUAAUGAUGAAGAAUUAUUAGCAGUUCAACAUGAAACUGGAUCAAGCACAACAAUUAUUAUUAAACUAAAAGGAGAUGUUGAUAUUAUGAUCAGUCCAAUGGUUUUAGAAUCACUACAAAAGUUUAUUGAUGUUCUUACUCCAACACUUGCAACAUUACAUCCUCUGACUAUUUUAAAUCAUCUACAUAGUGAAUGUAUUUCCAGAGUUGAAGAUGCUAAUAUUUUGAAACAAGACCAAAGUUUAUCAUAUUGGAGUCAAGUUCAAACAAGUUCUAAAAGAUCUACUGCUGAGAGAAAUAUUAAAAAUGGUCAAGGUGAUGAAAAAAGUAAAACUGCUAUUCAAACGAAUGUCUAUGAAGAAAGUAUUACAACUCAAAUUCAAGGAACUAUUAUUUUACCAAAGAUAAAUAUAACUCUGUUGCAAACAUCAGUAGUUGAAGAAAUCAUAUCUUUCUCAGCUUUAGAUAAUAUUCGAGACUUGACAUGUGUAUCAUUAUUUGCAAUUUGUUUCGAAGAAGUAAAUGCACGUUUUUAUAAUGGAAAACAAGCUCGAGAAGUGGUUCAUACAUUCAAUAAGCCUGCGGUAAUGGCUAAUCAGAAAAAAGUGAAUAAAAUUAGCAAGGCUUUUUUAUCGGGUCAUCAAAGUGCUGCUGUUGUUACUGAAAUAAGUAGUGGAGAGACUGUCUACAUAGAAACAUCAGAAAAGCAGCAAGAAGAAAUAAUUAUCACUUUAAUUAUUGGUAAAGCUCACUCCCAGUUACGAAGACUGAGAAAUGAAUCAUCUAUCUUAAAGGAUGCUGUUAUUACAGCAAUAUCUGCUCAUCAUUCUAGAGUUUUAUUUACUCAUACUCGGCUAACAUCGCCUCUGAAGUGUGUGGAUUAUUAUUUACAUCAGCCUACAGAAGAAAAAGAGAAACAAAAUAAACAGACAACAUCACCGCAAGCCACAGAAGAAUUCACUUCAGGCAAUGGUGAAGAUCGUUUAGGUUUUAUAAUGUUUGAAUGUGGCCUGGAAGGAAUAAAGCUGAAGAUUGUAAAAAGAUCACAAUUUGAAAAAGGAGAUAAUGGUCAAGAUGAUGAUAAAAAAAAUGAAAGAGAAAUAUUUUAUGCAAGUAAUGUGAAAAAUCAUGAUGAAACAGAGAAUACUAAUUCCAAAACUAACACAAAUACACCAGCUACUACUAUAACUGAAACAGAUGGCAAUACUGCUAAUGGAACAGCAUCGAAUGCUGGUCCAAUAAAUUCCGGUGGAGUAUCGAAUAGUCUUGUAGCACGAUCCAAUUCAAAUGGUAACACUGUUUCCGGAGUUAUAGAGUUGAAAACUGUGUGGUUUAAUUUUGCUGCACCACCACGAGCUCCAAUCACCAGGAAAAUUGAUUUCACCAGACUUGACUGGAAUCUUCUUAGCACUGCAUCUCCAGCUAUAAAUGCAUGGAUGAACUCCAGUAAUAGAUUUGCAAUUCAAAUUGUACAUAUGUUUAGAAGUAUGUACAAGAGAUCAACUGCAGUUGUUGCUUGCUUAAUGGCAGAAGCACUAGAUGAACAGGGAAUUCAUAUGCCUGUGAAAAGCCGUUAUGGUAGACUUACUCCACUUGCUAAAACACUUCAAGAGGAUCCAUCUUGCCAGCUAUGUAGUAUUCUUCAAAAAUAUGUUGUUCUAUCGGAUUUGCCUACAAUUAAUACUAAUCUUUGUGAAUCGAAAGUUCCUCAUUUAUCAACUUUACGCCAGGGUGUCAUCGUUUUGAGCAGACAGUGGAAAAAUAUUUUAUAUACACCUCUACUUUUGGAGCAUAAUUACAAAACCAAACAUGUGAAGCCAUUAAAUGUUACAUUUGCAGUUUCUGAUCCAGAAGACGAAAAUUUGCUGACGGACGGUGAAGGUAGUGCAGGCGACGGUGACGAUCAAGAAGUAACAGAUGAAUGUGCAAUGCUCAUCCAUACGGACCAUAUGUACAAGCAUGCCCAGCAGGUGAAAAUAAGCCAGGACAAAAGUACAGGUAUUUGUGAUGGUGGUGAUGGUCUUACAGUCCCGGUGAGUUCACCACGUGGUUUAAGAGAUAAUAUAACUCCAUCUUCAACGCCUGUACCAGGUCCAGAUUCUCUGACAUCCCCUUCUCCACCUAUAGCUCAACAGACUAAAAAAGGCCGAUCAUUACAACCUACUCAAGUACCUGUUAGCUCACGAGCGAGUAUUGUUUUCCCAUUACUCGCCGGCGGGGGAUUAUUUAAUCCUCCACGAGACCCUAAUAAUAUCAGCUAUGGAACUCUGCAAGAAGAGAAAACUCCGCAAAUUCACGUAUCACAUUCCCAUAACAUGGGCUCCAAUCCUAGUAUUUAUUCCGGUGGAGCUGGAGGAGCUGGUGGUCAUGGUAGUCAUACUCAUAGCACAGGGAGUAUAGACCAGAUUACUUCACCAGUGACACAUCAGUCCAGUCGAAUCAUCAAUACUGGCGAAGAUCUUUAUAGCUGGAUGGCAAAACAACAAGAAUUCGUCAAGGACAACGAUAAAGGAAACUUGAAAGGGAACUGGGUCUUUCGGGCUGAACAAAAAACUACAACGAUGAAGGAUUCAAAAAUCAAUACAAUGACAACAGAAGAUACUGAAGAUUCAGACAUUCAAAGUGGAGCUUGUUUGUAUCCCAUGAAGGAUUCGCUUCGUUUAUUGGAUGCACAUCUUAUUUUCGAGCCGCUGCUCUCUUCACUCUCAGUCAUGCCUCAACAAAUGUUAUCAGCCAUUGGAUCUGGGAAUGUUCAUCAUAAAAAUAAUAACAAUGCCAAUAAUAGUAACAAUAAUAAUAUUUCUUCGUUUGAUUCUUUGGGUUCCAAUUUGUCACUGGUUGGUACUAUGGAUACAAUGAGAAUCGAUAUUGUUGUGAGUGAAUUUGGAAAAGUUUCAACAGAUAAAAAGAAACCUAAUAAGUAUGGAAUUAAAAAAGGAUCAAAGAUUUCUCUUGACAUACCUCCACCAGAAACACCAGCAUUUCUUUGUGAGAGAAUUGGCAUUGAUAUUGAUGUUAAGAAAAUGGCAGACAUGACGGUAGAUGAUAUGAUUCAGCGUCAGAAUAUUUUAUAUAUUUCCAGAGGUCAACUCAAAAAACAUACAAGUACAGUUGUUAAUUUUAGUUUGAAUAUUCGAUACAUUAAUCAACAAGUAAAUAUGCCGCUUUUACGAUUGCUACAUCAAAUCAGUAAUAUGUAUCAAAAUGUUAAAGAAACUCAGAUGGAAUUGAAAGAACAGCUACCAUCAGAAAGUAAACGAACUACUGCUAAUUUAACAGUCAAUGAAGGAACCAUCAAGAACGGAUCUUCUUCUACUUCAGAUGUUCAAGAGCAGCUUCUUUUGGCUGAAGAUGGUAGUAAAAAAUUGGAGAAACCAUUAUUGCAAGCUUCGUCUUAUACUCAAGAUCAAUUCAAGGUACUUUCACCAUCAAAUAGCAUAAGAUCUAGACCACAGAGCUUUGCACAAAAAUUAAGGAGCACUGGAAAGAGUGUAAAAGGCUAUAUUAAUUUAAAUGAAGGUGUAAUUACUCCUAGUAAUUUUGGUACAAGUCCUAAUACAGUGUCGGGAUUAGAUAAGUUUAGUGUGAUUAGUGAUAAAUGUAGCAAAGAAAGCUCAACCAAUUUAACGCCUCGGUGUUGGAGAACAAUUUAUUACUUGUUGGAUUUAUAUGCAACACGGCCGGAAACAAAAACGAUUACUCAUCGGUUCUCGUUUCCAGCUGAAGCAGAACAACAGUACGGAAAAUCUGGACGAUGGAAAUAUGAAAAUUUGAAUGAAACGAAAGAAACAGAUAUUGAAAAGGGAUUAAACAGAGAAAAUGGAUUCACACCAGUUCCUAAUCCACAACCAUAUAAAGAAUUAAAUGUUGUUACUGAUGAACGUACAAGAUUAUUUAUUUUCGGUGUCGCGAAAAUUCAUAGAACACGACUCUUAGCAACUUUAAGUGGAUUAAAAUUAGAAGCUGAAAUCACUAGCCUUCACGCGAGUUUAACAUGCCGGAAGAAAUCUAAGCCUGUCAGCUCGGAGUGCAGUUUAACUGGUCAAAUUGGCAGAACGAUGAUUGUUCUUUUAGAAGGAGUUGCUCCAAAUCAACAAACGGUUGUUAAAGUGACUGUUGGCAAAUCUCAAGCGUUAUAUUCUAGUAUGACUCGACGUCAUAAAGAUAAAAACAGUGGAUUGCUCACAGUUGGCGCAGUGAAUAUUGAUAUACCUCAGCACCCGGUAGCUUUACAUGGUAUGAUGACACGUGGUAGUAAACAAUUAUCCUCAACGUUACAAGAAUUACGUGUCACAAGAACUUCAUCGAGAAUGUCACGUGCCGGACAACAGCAACAACAACCAGAGGAAUCUGAUCCAGUUCCGCAAGGAAGUCCACAUCAUCAUGAUCCACCGACAUCUGCUACAAUUAUUGAUGUAGAUGUUGAUGUUGAAAAACCUCCUGAUCCAGGUCCUAGUCUUUUAGAGCCAAUUGUUAUGCAAUUCCAUAUUAUUUUACAAAGUUUAAGUAUUACUGCUGCACUUUUGCCUUCACUUCAAGCUCAAUAUAAAAUGGAUCAGGUUAAUAGUUCAGGAAUUACUGGCAGCAAAGCUAAAUUUACUAUUGAUUUACCACAGCAUAGCUUAAGUUUUACAACAAAACUUCAAGUUACUGAAGCUAAUCUGCCAUCUGAAGCAAGUAUUGAACUUCCCAAGGUUCACGUUUCAGCUGAAUACAUUCAAGAUGGGAAUAAUAAUUUAAAUGACACUAAGAUCGAUGGCGUGGUUUUGCGACAAGGAAGUUAUUUGAGUGCUACAGCUGAUAUUGGAAUAUUUGAACAUUCACUAACAACAGAUUUGUUAAAUCAUCUGGUUUUCGUACAAAAAGUUUUUAUGAAAGAGGUCAAUGAAGUUGUACAGAAAGUUUAUGGAGGUGAGAAACCAGUUCCUUUGUGGUUAGAAGAUGAAGAACCGACAAGUUCUAGUCUUAAAAGAAUAUUGUUCUCUCUCACCAUACGUAUCAAAAGGAUUCAAUUAACUGCUACGACUCCAACUAAUUCUGCAGUUCGUCUGGAAACGGGUGCAGUUGAACUACAAUUGUCUAACCGGGUUCAAAAUGUUUUAGGUUCAACCCAACCAAAUCCUUACAUGAAACUUUUUGGUAAAGCUCAGUUAGAUAUUAAUUUAUCGCUCGGGCAGUUGUUGAAAAAUGUAAUAUUUGAAGAAGCAGAGCCUGAAUUUCAACAGUUUGCAUUUUUCAAUACUCGAGUUGGCUUAAGAAAUGCGUUUCAGGAAGAAAUGGCUCAAGGUGCUGAUAAAGAGUUAGUUUUAAUUACACUGAAAAGACCUCUGAUUUAUAUUCAACCAAUGGCUGUGGAUAAAGCGAUUCUAGUCUGGUUAAACUAUAAAAAUGCCUACGAAUAUUGGAAUGAAAAAAGAGCGAAUCUUAAUAAAGAAGUGUUAACAGCUACACAACAAGUCUUUGAAAAAGUACCUUUUGGUCAAUUAACAAGUCAGCUAAGUUCUCAGCAUUUAGGUACUUUAUUCCUACAGCUCACUGUUGAUGAUAUGGGUAUUUGUAUACCUCUUAAUCCAUUGCCACCAAAUACUUGGGGAACAAUGACACGUGGAUUGUAUGAUGGAGAAUCUAGAGGAGCAGUUGUUGUCACUUUGGAAAAUACUAGUAUCUCGGCAUGUAGCAGUGGUAGCUUGGUUAGCAAAGGAAGGUUUAUUGGACUUUGUUUGAGAUUUGCUGAAGAUUUUGAAACGUCUCUUGAUGAUUGGAAACCAGAUAUGAAUGACAGCAGCAUUAUGAAUCUUUGUGUUGUGUCAGAAGGGACCUAUGAAGUGUGUAGCCGAACAGUUGCACAAAAACAAGAUAAAUCUGAUAACGCCAAGUGGUUAUUAAACGUUCAGUGGCAAAUGGAAGGUGUUGAUAUUCACAUGGACGUGAGUGUUGGACAACAGCUUUCAGCACUAGGUCACACAUUGACCAUGUUAACAGGUUCAGAAGAAGAUGAUGCUGGUGCAUCAGUCGAUUAUGACAGUGAUGAUGGAGAUCAACCUGAAAAUUGUUCUAGCCAGGUUAAGAAAAAAGAAAAUAUAUUGAUUAAAAAAUCAAAGUAUUGGACUGAUAACUUACCAGCAUUCGUUUUCGACCCUUCAUUAGAUGCUAAAAAAAGAUCUAAAUUAAUUGAAAAAGAAAUGCAUGAGCAAGCAAAAAUUAUUAAUGAUUUAAGAUCACUUGGCGCGUCCCAUGGAACGAUUGAACAAGAAAUGAAGCGUUUACAUGAGUUAGAAGCUAUGGUUUUUAAAGAUUUCCGUCGAGACAUGAUUCAAAAACUCAGGCGGCAGUCUGUUAAAGCUUCUAGUAUUAAAGGCAAGCUGGGACUUGGCAGCAAACCUAAUGCCUACCGUUCAAGAUCAUUUAUCGUACCAUCUCCAACUCCAGAACAUCAACAAUUAGAGAGUCCAGAAGAUAUGAAUACAGACAUGAACUCUGGAAACUCUGCAAGUUACGAAAGCAGUCCUCGAAGUGGUCCAAGUCGUUCGGCAUCAUUAAAAGUCAAUCGAGCACUUAGUAGUGGUAAUGGGAGUUCGGCUGGAGGCAAUGGUCCAAGAGUUACAUUCAAUGACAAUCACACAAUGUGUAGACAAUCUUCAUUGCCAAGUGCAAGUUCAGAUUUAAGUUUACCUGAGGUAAUAAGUGAAUUACAAUGGCCAGAGACUAUUGAUAUUGACGGCGAACAAGUGGAAAUACGCAGAAAAAAUCGACUGGACAUGAGUAAUGCUUCAAGUUAUAAUAGUAUGGAUGGAAAUGUACCAUUAAUUCAAACUUCUACUGCUUCUUCACCGUAUAUUGCAAUGCCCCAGAAACCACAAGAACCUAAUAUUGAUUUCGAACUUGAUGUCAAAGUAUUAAUCAAUAGUGGUAAAUGUGUUCUUCAUACAAAAGAUCCAGCUAGAGAAGAUGAAUUGAAGUUACUGAGUAGGAUGAAGAAAGAGCGAUCUUGUUCAGGUGGUAAUUUUGAUUUUCAACCAAGUAGUCCAAGUAGUAGUAAAAAACAUCUUGGCAGCAAAGAAAAAUCUGCAACAGCAAGUACUUCAAGAUUACGUUACAUGCAACAACAUCCUAGUGUUCCUCUGGUUGAUUUAACUAUUUUUCACAUUCCUGGCUUGGAUGUUAAGGUACAUUAUGAAUCGAAAACUCUUCCUGAAGAAGUGUCCAUUUCUCCACGUACUUCAGCUGAAAACAAUUUACUUAAUCCUACAAUAGGUAUUCGCAAAUCAAGUACAAAGAAGGCCAGUUUAUUUGCUUGGAUGACUCUUCAAAGUAUUCCAGAAGAAACAAUAAUUAGUCCUCAUAUAUUGGAAUUUUUGGAACAGACUCUUGAACCUAUUCCUUCCAGUAAAACUUUUGUAAAUAACAGCGGUGGGCAUGUUCCAAUAUUUCCGAUUGACAACAAUGAAAGUACAUCUUGGACAGCUGCAAGUGGAAAUUACGCUUAUGCAAGUUUCCCUGUAGAUGUUAUUGUAUAUUUCCAUAUGCAGCCAUCAACAUUUAGAUUCUCUUGUUUACCAGUGUCUCGAGUUGAAUGUUUACUUCAACUCCCUUCACUUGAUAUCGUAUUUUCAUCCAAACGUGCGGAAGAAGAACUUCCAGAAUUUCGAGAUUUUAAAUCACCAGGAGCUUCUUCAUCAACGUCCAGUGGAAAAGAAAGUUCCGCAAUUGGAGGUGUAUCUGUUACAGGUUGCCUUGCAGAUUUUUCAGUAUAUAUAUUCCAUCCUUAUGGUGGUGGAAAGAAAACUAGUUUAAAAGAGGCUCAGUGGUCACCAUUAUCAGAUAGUGAAAGAAAAGACUCACUAAGUAUAAAUGUUGAAUUUGUUAAGUUCCAUCUCUCAAGAAGUAGAAGAGUUAAUUUUCAAAGUGAACAAUCUAAAAAAGGAGUAACUUCAGAUGCUAGUAAAGCAGUUAUACGAUUUUCAACAAUCGUUGACAUCGGUUCAGCAUCAUUUAAAUAUGAUAUGAGAAGAAUAACUGAAAUUUUAGCUUUUCCUAAGGCCUGGUAUCGUCGUAGUAUCGUACGAAGGCUAUUUCUUGGAGAUUUAAACCCGGGUUUUUCAUAUUCUGAUGGUCGUGAUGACAAUUUACAGCCGAUCAGUCAAGAUGAAGCUGUAAUGGGUAGCUCUCUUUUAAAACAUUAUGAUAGACAUUAUGGGACUGGAGAUAUUUUAUCAAAAAGUGCACCAGAACCCAGUCCUACUUUACAGAGGGAUAAAUUAAGACUGAGCUUUGAUAGCGAAAUGCCAAGACAAAUGCGAUUAAAAGACAUUGGGCGAGGAUGGAGUUUUACUUCAGAAAAAAUAAACGCCACUACUUCAGAAAUGAAAAAGAGAGAAUCCGCUUGGGAAACAUUGGUGCUUUUUGCUAUUAAUUUUACACGACUUAAUGUUCAUAUGAAUAUGGGCAAUGUGAUGGGAAAUGUUGCUUGGAUGACCAAAGACUUCCGUUCAAAUGGAAGAUUAUCAAUAGGAAGUACAGGGCAUAAAAACUUAUUUAUUGGAAUUGGUUUAGGUGGAUCUAGUCUAGAUGCUAAAGGUGGAUUUGUUGGUGGAACAAUAGAGUUAAGUAAGAUUGAUACAUACAUUCAUAUUCGUGAAGAACCUGGUACUGAGCCGGAUCAUACAUUGGGUUUAAAAUUAUUCGCAUUAGAGUUACGGCUUGAUUACAUGGGCACAAGUGUUUUGAUGACAAGAGUAUCUUCUUUAGAUGUUACUUUGCGAGAUGAAUGGAAAAUUAAUACUCAAACUACUAAUAAUAAUGAUGCUUUUAUGCCAACAAGAAGACCAGCGAUUAUUUUUAUGCAUGGUGAUCUUGGUUGGGAUCAGUUACAGAUUAUGAUAAGUAAAUCAACGACUGCAGACUUACUUAAAAUGUUUUAUAAACUUGAUGAAUUCUUCAGUCAACAAUUCAAAAGUAGCAAACGAGUAUUUAGUUCUCUUCAACCGCGAAAUCAAAGAGUUAUCUCUAGCAAUAGUUUUAAAAAGAGACAACAGAAAAAGAAAUCAAGUGAUGGGCCCUGGACAUUAAAUCAAACAGCUAUAUCUGAUGCUAGACAUCAUCGACAUUGGCAACGAGUUUUAACACAAGUAGCAGGUUUACAGCUUGGCACUCUACAAUUUUCUUUACCCAGUAAUGGUACUGUUCUUGGAGGAACAAUGGAAUUACAUGGAUGCAAUAUUAGUCUUGCUUGUUUUCACGGAAUUAAUUUUAAAAGUAAAAAUUGGGCAUUAUUUUCUCUUAAAGAGCCUUGCAUCAGUUUUGCCACCGAAGCACAAGAAAUACCAAGUGUUGAAUCUGCAAAUACUUGUGAUGUUCACGUUGUUCAAACACUCACAAUAAGUCUUGGUCAACAACAGCAAGAACAACAUGCCAAACAUCAUUCCAUGGCUACUGUUUGCAAGUUGAGCCGAAGUGUUCUCUUUCCACCACAAUUUAAAUCUCUUCAAGAGUGGUUCCAUUAUGCUUUUGCUAAUAGUGAAAUUGAUGCUGUUGACCGGUUUCCGUGUGUCGAAAGAGAACGAUCAGAGGUACCACCGGAUAAUAAUACGAACAGUCGUGGCAGAAGUACAUCAUCAGCUUCUAUCAAGCUUCAAGAGCACACUCACACACGAGAAGUUAUUUUUGCUUUACCUUCAUUGCAGUUACACUUAAAAACUGAGCAUUUACAAACAGCAAAAACACCAGAUGUCAUAAGUGAGAAGCCGCUUGUGGAAUGCAGUUUCAUUACUGAAUUUGAAGAUCACAUAUUUGUUACCGUGGAUGCUGAAGCAUUCUUCUUUUUACAUGAUCUCAUCACUUCUUACGUCAAUGAAAAGGAAAAAGUACAUGCAGGAGGCUUGCGAACCAAUAGCCCCGAUCCUCAGGAAAAACGGAGUACAAAUAAAUCUCCAGCAUCUAAUUCUACGUCAAUUCCUUCAACCUCUAUCUCUGAAGAAGAGAAAAAACGAAAACAAUUCGAUCCAGCCGAAAUGUUUAUUAAAGAUUGGCGAUCAUAUAGGUGCAAAACAUGGCAUUUAGAACCGACUGUGAGAUUACUUUCAUGGGCUGGAAAAAGUAUUGAGCCUUACGGAAUAGAUUAUAUUUUACAAAAAUUGGGAUUUUCUCAUGCACGAACAACAAUUCCAAAAUGGAUUCAAAGAGGAUUCAUGGAUCCACUGGAUAAAUUACUAGCUGUUCUUAUGUUAAGAAUGGUUUUAGCUGUACGAGAGGAAACUACGAGUGACCGGGAAAAUAAAAAAGAAAGGAUAACGCGUAAUGCCGUAUAAAAUCAAGUGAAAUAAAAGACAAUUAAUUAGAUUUUACAAGCAACGACUAAACACAAAUAUAGAGUAUUAUUCAUUGUCAUGCUUAGUCGAGCUUUAGGUGGAAAUUAAACACUAAUUAUAGUUAAUGAAUUUGGAGAAAUAUUUUUCGGGAAAUAAUUCGGUUGAUUCCUGGGAAUAUUGGGAAACCAAUGUGAUUGAAUAGACUAUUUCAUACUUGCGAAUAAUAGUGAAAAUGAAUAUAUUAUUAUAGUAAUCGAUGAGCGGUUUAUCAUUAGUAGACGAUUCGUCCAUUUGUUCCGUUCUGCACUGCGUAUAAAAUAAAUAGGUCAAUAAUAUCUCUA
Chelonus insularis is the source of this 16075-nucleotide messenger RNA. It is a transcript of the gene tweek, whose product is annotated as transmembrane protein KIAA1109 homolog tweek. The coding region runs from base 333 to 15734 and encodes 5133 amino acids. Lineage: Eukaryota; Metazoa; Arthropoda; Insecta; Hymenoptera; Braconidae. The record is from RefSeq and is a predicted model, not a curated record. The transcript has 16 exons. Gene Ontology annotation, biological process: synaptic vesicle endocytosis.